Eimeria necatrix is the source of this 480-nucleotide messenger RNA. RefSeq lists its product as hypothetical. NCBI's taxonomy places the organism in Eukaryota, Apicomplexa, Conoidasida, Eucoccidiorida, Eimeriidae. The record is from RefSeq and is a predicted model, not a curated record.
AUGAGGGGCCCCAGGGGGGCCCCCAGGGUUUGGGGGCCCCCCCUGGGGGCCCCCCUUGGGUGCAGCAGGGGACUGCAGGGGGGCCCCCCACGCGCCUGGGGUGGGGCAGAAGGGCUGCUGCUGCGGCUGCGCGCUGCUGCUGCUGCUGCUGCUGCUGUUGCUGCUGUUGCUGCUGUUGCUGCUGCUCGCGUGAAGGCGACGCACCGCUGCUGCUGCUGCUGCUGCUGCGGCGGCGGGCCGAUUCUCCGGGACUGGGAGCUCUCAAACAGCAGCAGCAGCAGCAGCAGCAGCAGCAGCAGCAGCGACGGGAGUGGCGGCGAAGCAGCAGAGCCAGUGGGCCUUCCUCGCAUUAUACCCGAGCAGCAGCAGCAGCAGCAGCAGCAGCAGCAGCAGCAGCAGCAGCAGCGGGGCCGACAGCAACUAGGGGGGCUGGGGCGGCGGCAUUUUGAGCCUCUGGAGUCAAUUGAAGCGGCGAAUUGA